AGUUGUGAUUUGAGUCUUCAUUGCGUGCAUCAGUGAUGAGAUUUUCAGUGAUUAUUGCGUUUAUCUUUUUAAUCUUUCUUAUGGUUGAUGCCAGACCAAAUCAAAACUCUUUGAUUUCAGCCAUCUCAAGCCACCAUCGAGAAACAAGAGCAGCAAAAAUAAAACGAAGGAAACUGCACUCACAUCAUAAUCCUGGUAAUAGUGAUCUUUAUCGCAACCUUCAAUUAAGAUCACUUGGCUUCUAAUAUUCAAGUGAAUGGAGGAAUUGCAAUCAUAAAAUAAGUUUCAACUUUGUUAGAUAAUAAAAUUUUAAAAUUCAUGUCGC
Molecule: messenger RNA, 325 nt
Organism: Clunio marinus
Lineage: Eukaryota; Metazoa; Arthropoda; Insecta; Diptera; Chironomidae
Source: the annotation of a GenBank genome assembly